Selaginella moellendorffii is the source of this 1463-nucleotide messenger RNA. RefSeq names its product flap endonuclease 1. The coding region runs from base 107 to 1264 and encodes 385 amino acids. Gene Ontology annotation, molecular function: DNA binding; 5'-3' exonuclease activity; 5'-flap endonuclease activity. The transcript has 17 exons. NCBI's taxonomy places the organism in Eukaryota, Viridiplantae, Streptophyta, Lycopodiopsida, Selaginellales, Selaginellaceae. The record is from RefSeq and is a predicted model, not a curated record.
UAGUUUUAUCUGGCCGUCGGAUUUACUUUGAUCCAGCGGUCUAGGUGAGUUAGGGUUCUUGAGUUCGCGCUUCUUUCUUUUGGCGCUCCCACGCAUUUUGGGGGCAAUGGGGAUCAAGGGAUUGACGAAGCUCUUGGCGGACAACGCGCCCGGCGCCAUGAAGGAGCAGAAGUUUGAGAGCUACUUUGGGCGGAAAAUCGCUGUGGAUGCGAGUAUGAGUAUAUAUCAGUUCUUGAUUGUUGUGGGACGAACUGGCACUGAAAUGCUCACGAAUGAGGCUGGAGAAAUUACAAGUCAUUUGCAGGGAAUGUUUACUCGGACAGUUCGCUUGCUGGAGUCCGGGAUGAAGCCUGUGUAUGUCUUUGAUGGAAAACCUCCGGAGCUGAAGAAAGCUGAGCUUGUGAAAAGAGGUGCGAGGCGUGAAGAGGCCACUGAAGGGCUUACGGAAGCGAUCGAGAAAGGUGAAGUCGCGGACAUAGAGAAGUAUAGCAAGAGAACAGUAAAGGUCACAAAGCAACACAAUGAAGACUGUCAAAAGUUGCUACGGCUCAUGGGAAUUCCGGUCAUCGAGGCUCCCUGCGAGGCAGAAGCUGAAUGUGCGGCCUUGUGCAAAGCUGACAAGGUUUAUGCCGUGGCUUCUGAAGACAUGGAUUCCCUUACCUUUGGAAGUCCGAGAUUCUUACGGCACCUCAUGGAGCCAGCUUCUCGUAAAAUACCAGUUAUGGAGUUCCAGAUAUCUACGGCUCUUCAAGAGCUAAACCUUUCCAUGGAUCAGUUUAUUGAUCUUUGCAUUCUUUGCGGGUGUGACUACUGCGACACGAUUCGCGGAAUUGGACCACAGACAGCUUUGAAACUUAUUAGACAGCACAGUACUUUAGAAGCAGUAUUGGAGAACUUGAACAAGGACAGAUACCAAAUUCCAGAAUCUUGGCCUUACCAAGAAGCCCGGCGGCUCUUUAAAGAGCCCAUCGUGCUGCCAGAUGAAGAGCUUCCGGAGCUCAAAUGGAAUGCACCCGAUGAGGAGGGAUUGAAAAAGUUUCUGGUAGAAGAGAAUGGAUUCAAUAUCGAUCGCGUGACAAAGGCAAUCGAGAGGAUCAAGAGCGCCAAGAACAAGUCCUCCCAGGGAAGGAUGGAGUCAUUUUUCAAGCCCGUUGCGUCGUCCUCGCCAGCAGCCGCUGCUACAAAGAGAAAGGAGACACCCGAGACGACGAAAGGGAGCUCUGCGAAGAAAUCAAAAGCCACGACCAAGGGCAGGAAGAAAUGAUCACUUAUAGCUCCAUUCCAUGGAAGAAAUGACCACUCAGUUCCAUCACUAGAACAGCGAGGCAAGAACAAAGUUUCCAUCGCUAGAGCAGGGAUGGAGGCGAGGAAAGGAAAGGACCACUUAAUGCUCCAUUGCUAGAGAUUGAUCCAAUCCCAUCGAAUUAACAAGGAAUCACCCAAGAACUCUGUUUUCUAUCAAA